Magnolia sinica is the source of this 1589-nucleotide messenger RNA. RefSeq lists its product as uncharacterized. The record is from RefSeq and is a predicted model, not a curated record. The transcript has 2 exons. NCBI's taxonomy places the organism in Eukaryota, Viridiplantae, Streptophyta, Magnoliopsida, Magnoliales, Magnoliaceae. Bases 73 to 666 code for a protein of 197 amino acids.
GAACGCACAUUAAAAGAGAGAGAAGAAUCGAUUGAGAGGGAGAGAGAAGUAGUACGCAUAGAGGUGGAACUAAUGCUAAAAGUGAUGGAAGCCUUAAGGUUACAGAAGGAAGAGCUGAAUGAGAGGGUAGUUUUGAAGAUGGAGAGGGAAAUGUUAAUAAGGGAGAAGGAAGAACUGAGGAUAAAAAAUGAGGCAUUAAAGAAGGAGAAAGAAGAGUUGGAGGAGGGUAAGAUAGAGUUGAAGAAGCAGAUGGAGGCGUUUCUUUUAGAGAAGAUGCAGUUUUGGAAGGAGAAGGGGUUAGAGAAAGAGAAGGAGGAUGAGGAAUUGGAAUGUAGGGAUCAGGGGAACAAAGAGAUGGAUGUUCAACACUCGGAUGCCUUAGACGCUGAUAUAUGUGAGAAAUCACUGCCUUCCAUUGCAGCAUAUAAGAGGAGAACUAAGAGGGUGUUGAAGCCGUUUGUAUACAAGCGUUCUCCAUUCACUUCCAUCUCUGUCAUUCAAACAACUCCAAGCAGGGCCGCCGACACUGAGAAAUUAAAAGAAUUGUGUUGUUCUCCCAUACCCUUUGAGGCCAAGAUUGAUCCAUUUAGGGUAAUAUUAAAGGAGGAACUGCAUGAAUUGGAUAGUUGGGCCAACACAAACAAAGAAACGGCGGAAUUUGGUUAGUUCAGGACCAUAUGGGAGAAAAAUGCAUGGGUUGAUAGUGUUGUAAGUAAUUCACACACAUAUAUCUAUGGUUAUUCAACAAUUAUAUUAGACUAGAGCUUAAUUCGCCAUAUUUAUUGAUUAGGACAUUGACAGGUACGUUGAUUUCCUGGAGAGAAGGCACGGUUCAUUUCCUACUAUAUAUACAAAGGACUGCAAAUUCUGCCCCACAUUUUUCCUGGUAACUGUAUGAACUGGAUCAUGGUUAUUAUGUUAUUUCAUUAUAUGAUAUAUGUUCUAAUUCGGUAUGUUGUUUGUAAUAGCCAUGUAUCGACAUUGCCAUGUCAGCAUUGAAAAUGCAUCGGGACAUUGGAGGUGACGAUGUGUGUUCAGUUGUAGAAGUGGAGAAACUCACAGUAUUCGGUAUUGUUAAACAUCGUGAAGGGCAGAACGCCAUGUGGCAGUAUGAACAGGUAUACGUACCAGUCAACCACGCCAACACUCAUUGGUACCUGAUGAUCAUCCACCCUCGAGAUCGAGAAAUCGUUAUACUCGACAGUUUGUAUUCGAGGGCACUCAGUCGACAUAGGCAACAUAUCGAGUUGAUGAAGGAGGCCUUACCUAUAUUAUUCCAUGCUGCAGGAGAUAUGUCUACGUUGGAUGGGAAGUCUUGGACGGUCAGAGAAGAUACUUCCGUACCAAAGCAAUCGAACGGAUAUGAUUAUGGCAUUUUUUUCAUGAAAUAUAUGGACAUUUUGUGCAGUGACGAAAUUUUGUCAGGGAGAGAUUUGCAGCAAUUCACUCCCAGCUUUAGGAACUCUAUAGCUUAUGAUUGCCUGAGUGGCCACAAAAUAUGAUAUAGUUGUCUUAGGUAUGAUGUAUAUUUUGUGGGAGCUGUAAAUUAUUGUAAAUGAUGUCUUGUAAAACAUUCAGGGUGAAAUGAU